AUGGCCACCUGCUCCCAUUUCUCCAUCACCAUUAUGGACACCCCUCUGGGACUGUGUGCUGGGGCCACCGAGGCGCCUGUGCCGGCCGCACCGCUCCUCCCGCCCGCAGGGGGCGCUGUGCAGCGGAGCGGCUGGCGCUGGGCUCCGAGUGAGCCGGGCUCCUUCCUGGGGUCGCCGGGAGCCAGUGCUCGCUGUGUCGCAGGGGCCACGGCCCGGCUGGGCGAGUCCGUGGGGGCCAUGGACCCACCGGCUCGGUUGCCCCUGACUUUUGAGGAUGUGGCCAUUUAUUUCUCUGAGAAAGAAUGGCAGAAUUUAGAGACAUGGCAGAAGGAGCUUUACAAGCAUGUCAUGAGAACCAAUUAUGAAACUCUUGUCUCUGUAGAUGGUGGACUUCCCAAACCAGAACUAAUAUCCUGGAUUGAAUGUGGGAGAGAACCCUUCAGCAGUUGGGAAGGGGAACAGAAACUAGUUUCAGGAUGCCAAGAAACUGUGGAGUCAGGAGAAAUUAAAUGUCAUUUCCAGUUAGAUCCUCUUCAGAGCCAGAAUUCCUUUAGACUGGUUUUGGGAGAAAGGGAAACUGCUACCUUCAGGCAUGACCAAGCCCUCAGUCUUGUGACUAUACAGACACACAGCAUUGGGGCUUUAGCUGCAGUGGUUCACAGUUUCAGUGAGUCUGCCCAAAGAGAAGGAAUCUCAGGUCACAGCAGUCUCCAUAGCCCUGGCCUGCAGGAUGUCCCAUCUUUGCAGAGUACCCAACACUCUUGCCUUGUCUAUGGGGAAAACUCUUGGAAGAAGAACCACUUGAUGAAACAUCAAAAGGCGGGUGCCAAGAACUCAUCACCAUCACCAGAGGUCAGGAAGGUCAAACGGUCACAGCUGCAGAGGAAGGUGGCAGGGACACAGACUCACUUCCCAUGUCCUGAAUGUGGAAGGGGCUUCUGCCAGAAGCAGUAUUUGAUGAGGCAUCUGAAUGCCCACACAAAGAAGAGCCCAUCCCAGUGUCCUGAAUGCAAAAUGUGCUUCCAUCAUGAGCAGACCCGUGUCAGCUGCCACUUUAAGCACAGUCCUCCCCAGAACCUCAACUAUGACAAGAGCUUCUUCCCAAAGGACAGCAUAAAUGCCCACGAGUGCCAGGAGAGUGGAGGGAGGCCAGCUUCCUGGAGAGAAGAUACCACUGUGGAUUCAGGACAGACGCCAGGCCCCAGUCUGGGCUGUGUGGACUGUCUCCUCCAGGAGAGCAGAGUGGAGGCUCCCCAGUGCAGCUGUAGCCACGGAGGGGACAGACCCUGUGCCUGCACAGAAAGUAACAACUGCACCUCUUCAGGGUCAAAGCUGACCAGCCUCUGCAGGGCACACGAGGGAGAAAAGCCUUUCCAGUGUCCAGAGUACAACAAGCGUCUCUGUCUGAGAGGCCGGCAGAAUGUGCACCAGCGUGUGCACAGUGCAGAAAGAUCACUCACCUCCAGAAAAUGUGAUCCGGGCCUCACCAAGCCUUGCAGGCUCACAGAGCACACCCGAAUACCCAGCGGGGAGAAACUUUUCUGGUGUGCUGAGUGUGGCAAGAACUGCCCUUACCAAAGGGGACAGCUGCUGAGGCACCAGCGGCUGCACCAGGAGGAGAAGGCCUUCCAGGGCGCACUGCGUGAGUCCAACUUCGGCCUGCGUAGCGCGUUGAGGGUCCACCAGCUGCAACACGUAGGAGAGAAGCGGUUCUCCUGCAGCGAGUGUGGCCGCGCCUUCAGCCAUCAGUGCAAACUGCGAGAGCAUCUCAGAGUGCACAGCGGGGAGAGGCCCUUCCAGUGCUCCGAGUGCCACAAGAGCUUCCGCCUGAAGGGCGUCCUGAAGACCCACCAGCACGUCCACAGCAACGAGAGGCCGUUCUCUUGCGCGGAGUGCGGCAAGGGCUUCACCAGGCAGUCGAACCUCACGGACCACUUGCGCGUGCACAGUGGGGAGAGACCCUUCCAGUGCCCAGAGUGCGACAGGCGCUUCCGCCUGAAGGCACAGCUGCUUAUCCAUCAGCGCCUGCACACUGGAGAGAGACCCUACCAGUGCCCCGAGUGUGGCAAGAGCUAUCGGAUGAGGGCUGUCAUGAAGGCACACCAGCAGCUGCACAGCGGGCAGAUGCCAUUCUCCUGUGAAUGUGGGAAGGGCUUCGCCAAGCACUCGAAGCUCGUGGAACACAGGAGGAUGCACACAGGAGAGAAGCCCUUUCAGUGUCCCAAGUGUGACAAGAGUUUCCGCUUGAAGCCACAGCUGCUCAGCCACCAAGGCCUGCACACAGGAGAGAGACCUUUCCACUGCCCUGAAUGUGAUAAGAACUUCCGGGAAAGGAGUCACAUGGUCAGGCACCAGCGCAUCCACAGGCCUGAGAGGCCCUUUGUCUGUGGCGACUGUGGGAAGGGCUUCAUUUAUAAGUCCAAACUGGCUGAGCACAUCAGAGUACACAGAAAAUCUUGUCCGGCCCCACCUGAGCCUAAGCCUAAGCCUGACAUCAAGCAAAGGCUUAGCCAAUUAUUUGCAAUGAUAGAGGCUGACUGGAGCUGAUGUGGGUGGCACAGCAAAGCAGUUAGCCCAACUGAAUUACCAGGGCUUCCUGAGGAAGUGUGGCUAAACCCACAGGAAGACAGAUUUUAGGAAGUGGGGUUCUACUUUGAGCAAAAGUGUAAUACAAAUUAGAAAUGGGAAACUAUGAAGAAUUUUGUCUUUUGAAACAUCGCCAAUUAUAUUUCCUAUCCAUUGGUAAAAAGAGAUAUUUCUUCUUCCUACAAUCUUAUGUGGUAAUUUUCACCUAAAUGCAGUUAGUUCUAAUGUCCCAUCUUAUAUUCAACCAGAAGGAAAUCCCUCGAGGACCAUUCUCAAAGCUGAAAGGAUAGGAUGGCUAUUAAAUAUUAAUUCAACUUUUUUUUUCCUUUUUAGAGUAUGAUUCUAAACUGUGGAUUAAAUCCAGUAAAUUCUGUUUCUGUCAUUGUA
Messenger RNA from Nannospalax galili (Upper Galilee mountains blind mole rat), 2973 nucleotides. RefSeq names its product zinc finger protein 786 (gene Znf786). Gene Ontology annotation, biological process: regulation of DNA-templated transcription. Lineage: Eukaryota; Metazoa; Chordata; Mammalia; Rodentia; Spalacidae. Bases 1 to 2547 code for a protein of 848 amino acids. The record is from RefSeq and is a predicted model, not a curated record. The transcript is spliced from 5 exons.